Molecule: messenger RNA, 6597 nt
Organism: Cynocephalus volans (Philippine flying lemur)
Lineage: Eukaryota; Metazoa; Chordata; Mammalia; Dermoptera; Cynocephalidae
Gene: FNIP1
Product: folliculin interacting protein 1
Exons: 18
Coding region: 76-3570 (1164 amino acids)
Cellular component (GO): cytoplasm
Molecular function (GO): protein-folding chaperone binding; ATPase inhibitor activity
Source: RefSeq, a predicted model, not a curated record
GGGUGGCGGGGCGGCUCUAGGAGCGGGGGCCUACCAAGCGCCCAGCGGAGCGACCCCGGCCUGGCCGUGGCCAGCAUGGCCCCGACGCUGUUCCAGAAGCUCUUCAGCAAGAGGAGCGGACUGGGCGCCCCCGGCCGAGACGCCCGGGAUCCGGAUUGCGCGUUCAGUUGGCCUUUGCCAGAGUUUGAUCCAAGCCAGAUUCGACUGAUUGUGUAUCAAGACUGUGAAAGACGAGGUAGAAAUGUCUUGUUUGACUCAAGUGUUAAGAGAAAAAAUGAGGACAUAUCAGUAUCGAAACUCUGUAGUGAUGCUCAAGUUAAAGUUUUUGGGAAAUGCUGCCAACUGAAACCUGGAGGAGACAGUUCUUCCUCUUUGGAUAGUUCUAUGACUUCAUCUUCUGAUGUAAAAGACCAAUGUCCUAAGUACCAGGGUUCUCGGUGCUCUUCUGAUGCCAAUAUGCUUGGAGAGAUGAUGUUUGGCUCAGUAGCAAUGAGCUACAAAGGAUCUACCUUAAAAAUUCAUCAGAUCCGUUCCCCUCCACAGCUCAUGCUCAGCAAAGUUUUUACCGCACGGACUGGUAGCAGUAUCUGUGGAAGUCUCAAUACGCUGCAAGACAGUCUUGAAUUCAUCAAUCAGGACAGCAGUACAUUAAAGGCUGAUAAUAACACAGUUAUUAAUGGAGUACUUGGAAAUAUAGGUCUUUCACAGUUCUGCAGCCCCAGGCGGGCAUUCUCUGAGCAGGGUCCGCUCCGCCUGAUCAGGAGCGCCUCUUUCUUUGCAGUUCACAGCAACCCAAUGGACAUGCCAGGAAGAGAGCUGAAUGAGGACAGAGACAGUGGCAUAGCACGCUCUGCAUCUCUCAGUAGCUUGCUUAUCACUCCGUUUCCCUCCCCAAACUCCUCACUUACCCGAAGUUGUGCCAGCAGCUACCAACGACGUUGGCGACGCAGCCAAACAACAAGUUUGGAAAAUGGGGUAUUUCCUAGAUGGUCUAUAGAAGAAAGCUUUAAUCUGUCAGAUGAAGGCUGUGGCUCUAACCCAGGAAUUGUGAGGAAAAAGAAGAUUGCAAUUGGGGUAAUCUUUUCAUUAUCCAAAGAUGAAGAUGAAAAUAACAAAUUUAAUGAAUUCUUUUUUUCACAUUUUCCUCUCUUUGAAAGCCACAUGAACAAAUUAAAGAGUGCAAUAGAACAGGCUAUGAAAAUGAGCCGGCGAUCAGCUGAUGCCAGCCAGAGGAGUUUGGCAUAUAAUCGAAUAGUUGAUGCUCUAAAUGAAUUCAGAACAACAAUUUGUAAUCUUUACACAAUGCCACGAAUUGGAGAGCCUGUCUGGCUUACAAUGAUGUCGGGGACUCCAGAAAAGAACCAGCUUUGCCAUCGUUUCAUGAAGGAGUUUACUUUUCUAAUGGAAAAUGCUUCCAAAAAUCAAUUCUUGUCAGCUCUCAUUACUGCAGUUCUUACCAACCACCUUGCCUGGGUUCCAACAGUCAUGCCAAAUGGACAACCACCUAUAAAAAUAUUUUUAGAAAAGCAUUCCUCUCAAAGUGUGGACAUGUUGGCAAAGACUCAUCCAUAUAACCCACUUUGGGCACAACUAGGAGACUUGUAUGGUGCUAUUGGCUCUCCUGUACGGUUAGCGAGGACUGUGGUAGUUGGAAAACGACAAGACAUGGUCCAGAGGCUGCUUUAUUUUCUAACUUAUUUCAUAAGAUGCUCUGAACUUCAGGAAACCCAUCUUUUAGAAAACGGAGAAGAUGAAGCCAUUGUUAUGCCAGGCACAGUAAUUACUACCACUUUAGAGAAAGGUGAAAUAGAAGAAUCGGAAUAUGUGCUUAUCACAAUGCAUAGAAACAAAAGCAUUUUGCUCUUUAAAGAGUCAGAAGAAACAAGAACUCCUAAUUGUAACUGUAAAUAUUGCAGUCAUCCACUUCUUGGGCAAAACAUAGAAAAUGUUUCACAACAAGAGAGAGAAGAUAUUAAAAACAGCUCUAAGGAGCUGCUAGGAAUUUCAGAUGCAGGCCAAAUGAUUACUCCUCCUGACUGCCAAGAAGAAAAUGCUGCUGAUGUUAAACAGUACAGAGAUAAAUUAAGAACUUGCCUUGACAACAAGUUGGAGACAGUUGUUUGCAUAGGAUCUGCUCCAGUAGACAAAUGUACAUUAUCAGAGUCAGCCUUAGAGCCAGCAGAGAAAACAUGGCAGAGUGAAGAAUUGCUGGAUUCAGAUAAUCACACAGGCAAAGCGAUGAGAUCCACAGGAAUGGUUGUGGAAAAAAAACCUCCAGAUAAAAUCGUGCCUGCUGCAUUUUCUUGUGAGGCAACCCAGACAAAGGUUACUUUCCUGAUUGGGGAUUCUAUGUCACCUGAUUCAGAUACUGAACUCCGGAGUCAGGCAGUGGUGGAUCAGAUUACCAGACAUCACAACAAACCAUUAAAGGAAGAAAGAGGAGAUAUUGAUAAGAAUCAAGAAACUGAACAAACUAAGGACCAAUCUGGAGAGUCUAAUAUACAGAACAUGGUAUCUGGAGAGCCCUGUGAACUUUCCUGUUGGAAUCAUUCAGACCAAGAAAGCAUGAGUUUAUUUGACGAAUAUUUUAAUGAUGAUUCAAUUGAAACCAGGACUAUUGAUGAUGUUCCAGUUAAAACAAGUACAGACAGUAAACACUGUUGUAUGUUAGAAUUUUCAAAAAGAUUGUGUACAAAGAAUAGCAAACAGAAAAAUGAAUUUUGUAAAUGUAUAGAAACAGUUCACCAAGAUUCAUGUAAAACUUGCUUUCCUCAGCAGGAUCAAAGAAAUAUGCUCUCCAUUCUUGUCCCCCAUGGGGAUAAAGAGAGUUCAGAGAAAAAAAUUGCUGUAGGAACUGAAUGGGACAUUCCAAGAAAUGAAAGUUCAGAUAGUGCCCUUGGAGAUAGUGAAAGUGAAGAUACAGGCCAUGAUAUGACUAGACAAGUCAGCAGUUUUUAUGGAGGAGAGCAAGAAGACUGGGCAGAAGAGGAUGAGAUACCUUUUCCUGGGUCAAAGUUAGUUGAAGUGAGUGCUGUUCAGCCCAACAUUGCCAACUUUGGGAGAUCCUUGCUGGGUGGCUACUGCUCAUCUUAUGUGCCUGACUUUGUUCUUCAAGGAAUUGGUAGUGAUGAGAGGCUCCGUCUGUGUCUCUUUUCAGAUUUGUCUCAUGCUGUGCAGCAUCCAGUGUUGGACGAACCAAUAGCAGAGGCUGUCUGUAUUAUAGCUGACAUGGAUAAAUGGACUGUCCAAGUAGCCAGUAGCCAGAGACGAGUGACAGAUAAUAAAUUGGGAAAGGAAGUAUUGGUUUCCAGUCUUGUUUCCAAUCUGCUUCAUUCCACUCUUCAGCUUUAUAAGCACAAUUUGUCUCCGAAUUUUUGUGUAAUGCAUCUUGAAGACCGGUUGCAGGAGCUUUACUUCAAAAGCAAAAUGCUGUCUGAAUACCUUAGGGGGCAGAUGCGUGUUCAUGUCAAGGAGCUGGGAGUGGUUCUGGGGAUUGAAUCCAGCGAUCUUCCUCUACUGGCUGCUGUAGCAAGCACUCACUCUCCCUAUGUUGCUCAAAUACUGCUUUAACAUGCGUAAAGGUUGUGACAAAUUAACUUCGGUGAAAAGUUUAGUAGAAACCGAGGAAGCAGAUACAACAUACAUUUAUGGAAUUGUUUUUUUCCCUGUUAGAUUUCUAUCUGAAUGAGUCAGUCACUGGUAUAUCCUGAAUUAAUUGCAUUACAUAGUCUGUCUACGAUGGAUGGCUUUUUCUUUUUGACUGGACUUUUGGGUAGUGGUAGAUUUUUAAUCAUGUGAAACUAAAGCUGCAUACAAAAUUGGGGGGGGGGGGACAUUUGAAAAAGCCAAAUUGUCACUUAGAAAUUUUUACAAAAUGAAUAAUAUCAAGGAAUUUCAUGUGAUCACUAUGAUGUUGUCACACUCAUAAAUAGCAACAGAUGUCUCAUGAUUAAAUGGCCAAGAAAUAGUCAUUUCAUUUGUUUUUAAUUGUUUAUUUCUACGGUACAGAGAGACCUAUAUAACCUUGAUUAUUUGUUAUUUUGUUUUGCAAUUCAAAACAGCUAAUUUCUGGUUAUUUCUCAAAGUAUGAGGGGACUUCAAAAAGUUCAUAGAAAAAUGGAAUUGAAAGAUAAUACAAAUUUCUCCAUGAAUUUUUUGAAAUCCCCUUGUAUUUUAAACAGUCUGUUCAUUGUAACAGACUCAAAAUAAUGAGUAAAUGUGUGUUGUUAACCAACCAAGUGUACAUAUGUAUCUUUUUUAAAAAAGCAGAAGUAGGAAUACAAGAUUGGUAAACAUACCUUUUUAAAAAAUAUUUUCAACUAGUAUUAACUGUAUGUAAUGUCAAAAUGUUACUUUCUAGUGAUUUUUCUGUUUCAUGCACUCUAAAAUACAAGUAAAGUUAAUCUUUUUUUAAGGCUGAGGAAUGUAGAUUCCCCAAAUAAGAAUACUACUUUAUACCAUUUGUUUAUAAGUAUGAGCUAAUUCUUAUAAAUAUUAAUAUUUACCUAUUCACUAAUUUAAUAAAUGAAAAAUAGGAUUGAAAAUUGCACCAAAGCAUUGGAAAAAAUAAUACUAUUUUCUUUAAAAGUGCUCAGGUAGCCGAGGCCCUGGUUUUUGGAAUCAGCUUUUCUUAAACCCAUAGGAGCCAAAUAUUUGUUUCUGUGCUUAAUAAUAUUCAAUUUACACUAAUAGAACUCAAAAAUCUUAAAAUUGUUCUUUUCUCUAAGAGCCCUUCCCUUCCAAAAGCUGAUUUUUUUUCAAAGAUUUCCACUUUUUAAUUGUUCUUGUCUUUGUAUAUACUGUAGAGUGUUGCUUGUAAGAAAGGCUAAUAUGGAACCAAACUCUUGUAAGUAAUGUAAAUAGAAAGAUGGGUAGAUAAAGUUUUCAAUACGCUGUACUACCUCAGUUUACUUGAAUACUACAUUACAGUUUAUUCUUUGCUUAUCUGAUGUAAGGUACUUUUACUGCUAGAAGUAAAAUUGGUUCUGCUUUCAUUGACUGUUUUCAUCAUAAUUAAUUGAUUAACUAAAAAAAGAAAACCACUUGCUUAUUCAGUUAUUAGAUACAUUUGCUAUAUAACACAUCUAUUCUUGCUGAUUAAAUUUUUAAUUAUUAACAGAAAUUUUCUGUGGUUUGUUUAGUCUCUAAGCUUGAAUUUAUAGUAUUGGGUCACAUUUUGCCUUGCUCUUUGUGUAUUCAAGAGAUCUCCAACUAGACAAAGAGAAAAUGGAUGUUUUAAUGGCUUAUAAACCUGAAAUUGGUGUGCCUACAAUCAGUUUGACCUGUGCUUUCUUAGCUAGUCUCAGUUAGUACCUGAUUUUCCCAUGGAUGACUUGCUGCCGAAGAGUGUUUAUGGGUAUAUUUUCUUUGGCUUAAUUUUCUUACUCCAUUCAUUAACAGAAUUCUUCUGUUGUCUAGUUUUGUAAUUCUAUGAGUCAAUCUCCUUGGCAGAAUUCAGAAUAUAGAAAAGUUCAGAUGUGGGUCAUUGUACAUUACUUUUUUUUCUUUUUUUUUUUUUUUUUUUUUAAAAGAUGACCGGUAAGGGGAUCUUAACCCUUGACUUGGUGUGGUCAUCACCACGCUCACCCAGUGAGCGAACCGGCCAUCCGUAUAUGGGAUCCGAACCCGGGGCCUUGGUGUUAUUAGCACCGCACUCUCCCGAGUGAGCCACGGGCCGGCCCCGUACAUUACUUUUUGAUAGUAGCUCAGAAUCAUAUGUAGCAGGUAAUUAAUGUCUGUCUCUGGUGUUUUCUUAAUCAUCAGACUAUUCUCAGUCCUAUUGGAAAUGUCUAAUAAAUUACCAGUUAGGAAUUCUAGUCUCAAUAAGGGGAUGGCUUAUACUUUUGUUAUUCUUAGAACUAAGCUUUGCUGGGGUAGAAAAGGUGUAUAGUUUCUUAAAGAAUCAUUAAUCCUUAUAGGAUUCCUGAGUUUUAUUAUUAUUAACCCUUUUGUAAUUUCUGUUAGCUUCAUCAUAGUCAUUCUUUCCUUACACAAAGCCCAACGAAAGAGCUUUAAAGUAUGAACUUUAAAAGUAUAAAGUAUACUUUUAAAGUAUAAAUGAACUUCUUUAAAGUGUGGUCAUUGUGAUGAGUGGGAAGAGAGUUAUGGCCUGUUUGAAAUAAUGUUUUCAACUUCUUAUGGUACAGACAGAUAUGUGAUACAUAUCAAAAAAACCCUGUUUGUUACAACAGGAAAUGAAAAAGGGAUCUUUUACAUUAUAGAAUUAAAACUAAUUUUUCCUUGUAUAUAAACUAAUUGGUUUGAUUUAAAGUACUCCUGGCUUUUAUUAAUAAGUCUUAAUUUUGAGUUUGAAAAUAUUAAGUGCAGUAAACAUACUAGCACAGAUUUCAUUUUGUUGCAGUUGGCGUACACUGAGGAUGAUCAAUAAAAAAAAACCAAACAGAUUUUACAUAAUGCCUACUCUUGAUAGAUGUCUCAUGAGAAUGUUCUGCUUUCUCUAAGUUAUUUAGCUGGUGGAUAUGUAAAAUGUACAUAAUUGUUCCUUGUUCUGUAUACAUUUCUCAAAUGUACACCUGUAUUAUAAUAACCUCCCAGUUCAAGGGGAAAUUUGUGCAAUAAAUACACAUGUCAAUUUGA